GCUACUUUUUUUUGUUAGUACAGCAAACACAAGUAGUUGUAAUUCUUUCUAGUCUCUUCCUCUGUAUCAAGUGCAUAUAUACUUUGUAGUUAGCAAAUGGCCACUCCCAUUAUCUUAUUUGAGCUCCUACUAGCAUUGUCUAUAUUGGUUGCUUUAGCAACGGAUCAUAGUCCUCUUCAGGAUUUCUGUGUAGCUGAUGCAAAAAGCCAAGUGUUAAUCAAUGGUCUGGCCUGCAAGGAUCCCAAGCUGGCUGAAGCCAAUGAUUUCUUCUUUAGUGGACUUCACUUGGAGGGUAACACAUCAAAUGCUGUAGGGUCUAUGGUGACCCCAGUUACUGUAUCACAAAUGCCAGGACUUAACACUCUAGGCAUCUCAAUGGUCCGUAUAGACUAUGCACCAUGGGGCAUCAACCCUCCCCACACACAUCCUCGUGCCUCUGAAAUCUUAACAGUAUUGGAAGGACACCUUGAAGUUGGAUUUGUCACGUCUAUCCCGGAAAACCGUCACAUCACAAAGGUGCUAAAGAAGGGUGAUGUGUUUGUCUUCCCCAUUGGUCUCAUACACUACCAAAGGAAUGUGAAGUCUACAAAUGCAACAGCCAUUGCAGCUCUAAGCAGCCAAAAUCCUGGAGUCAUUACAAUUGCAAAUUCUGUGUUUGGGUGUGCGCCAAAUAUUCCUAGUGACAUUCUUGUGAGGGCUUUACAAAUGGACAAGAAUCUUGUCACUCAUCUGCAGUCCAUUUUCUAAACAAGCCGAUUGUUUGUAGUAAUGUGCACAUCUGCUUGUAUAUUUGCUUUUACAAAAUUUAGUCAAUUUGAUUUGGUAUUUACUAUUAUGUUCUU
Molecule: messenger RNA, 842 nt
Organism: Quercus lobata
Lineage: Eukaryota; Viridiplantae; Streptophyta; Magnoliopsida; Fagales; Fagaceae
Product: putative germin-like protein 2-1
Exons: 2
Coding region: 97-747 (216 amino acids)
Molecular function (GO): manganese ion binding
Source: RefSeq, a predicted model, not a curated record